AUGGCGUUUGAGACCAGUGUCCUAAGGGACGGUGCCUGGGUCACGGAAACAGUUGAUUUCCAAGCCGCUCUGAAAGUCUAUGCACCCCCGGCCAACUCCGAGGAGGUCUUAUUCGGAGACCGUCCUCCCUGUGGGAUUUUGUCAAGAACUGUAAUUGAGAGUCCCGUUGUCAACGCGGUGCACUCAGUCCGCCUGAGGUCAAAGUGGAAAAAUGACAUUGCGUUCAUUGGGGAUCGAUAUGUCCAAAUAUCGGAGCUUCGCAGUGAUGGGCAGCUUCACAAUGUUCUAAGGGUCACUGAUUUUGGCGCCCGAAUUCGCAACUCCACAGUCCUGGGCAGCUGCUCAGUUCUACCCGGAGGUGUUGAGAACGACCCUUCCUUUGGCAUGGACGAUGAUGUCAAACUCGAAUUGCCCACUCAAUCCGAGCGCGUGUCGAUCGAUAUGAGGGAGGACAAGGCUCUCAGUCUUCCUCCGCAAUUACUUAUCCUGAUACUUGAAACAGGAGAUAUCCUCUUCGCAUUUGUUCAGCCAGAUCCCAUCACGAAUGUACCUAGACUCGUAACCAGCAAGAUCCCGCCACCAGGAAACAUCCCAUACUUUGGUAAUCAGCUGGUUGUUGAUCCAUCUGGUCGUUACUUGGCAGUUUCUUCCCUUGACGACACCCUUGUCAUCCAUCUAUUAAAACCAUGGAAACAACUGAAUGAGGAAUUCAAGCAACAUGGACGCAUCAUGCCGCUAAUGGAGACCUCCGUCCGAGUGGUGAAUGGAAAUAUUCAAAACCUGGCAUUUCUCUUCCCACGUCAAAAAGAUGAAGUUCAUAUAAUUCUCGCCAUUACGGUAUUCUCACGGAAACGUACCAAAAAUCCAGGCUGGUUAUUGUUCGUAUAUGAAUGGGAGCUGGGUGAUGAUCUCUUGAAUAUGUUUAUGAGAAUCAAGUCUCCGAUCCGUCUUCCCGAGUUUUCUGAAUUCCCCUAUCUUCUCAUCCCAAUCAAAUUUGGAAAUGCAUUCUUUAUUCUCUUUCAGCGUUUUAUUGGAUUGGUUAAGCAACCGUUGUCGGCCCCAGAGUAUGAAUUCACGAUCCUGCAUGCUCCAGCGCCCUCAAAAUUCCAUCAUGGGACCAACCAGCCUCUAUGGACGACAUGGGCGAGGCCAUUCCGGCGGGAGUCCUACUCACAGGCGACAGAAAUUAUCUAUCUUGUACGAGAGGAUGGAUUCCUAGAAUACAUUGAGUUGGAAUCUAGCCAGCUGUUGUUCUCAGCCACUGAUGUUGGGUUCCUCAACACCCAUCUCGAAGCACGGCAGGAGCCAGAGAAGAUCAUGGUAAUCCCAAAUUGGUCGCCUGUAGUUGAUGCCACGACGACCGACCUGAACACAUCUUUGGUGAGCAUGGCCCCGGCAAAUCAGCAUGGAGACAAUUCUAGAGGCCACGAGACCCCGGAUAGGAUAUUUCUUGCCACUGGACGUGGAGCAACCGGCAGUGUUACAGAAAUCCGGCAUGGCAUCCAAGCGAGGAUUGGGCUGGACUUGGAACUGGGUGAACCUGUUCGGCAAGCUUGGCUAUUCUCUGAUGAUAGAUUGGGAAGUGGAAGCAUGGUUGCAAUCUUAGCGCUACCCUAUUCCACUGCCAUUCUGUCGUUCUCGAGCAACCUGGAAGAUGUUGUGGCAGAGCCAGCGGACCAGACGCCCUUUGAUUCAUCAACACGCACUCUGUGCUCGGCUCGGAUUGUUUCAGAUGUCAUUGUCCAAGUUACCGAGGAAACAAUCACACUUGUAACGCACUCUCAGAGCUCGCAGCACAAGCUCAAAGAGCUGUGCGGUUCGCCGGAAUAUAUACCCCAAAGGGUCUUUUCGGCUCACCAAUUCAUUGUACUUUCGAGAUCUCUGCCGCAGGGCUCUGAGAUGCGAGUUCUUCGUGUCGAAGAGAUGAAUGUAAUCCCCGAAAGCUGCUGGGACACUCCAGGAGAGGAUUCUUGCAUCUCUCUACUCGAGUCGUCUGGAGAAUGCUAUCUUCUCUUGGGUGAAAUGGUAGAUAGCUUGCCUUCGAUUGCUAUCUACUCGAUGGACGGGAAUCUAGUCACGAGACAAAGCAUCACGGAAAAUACUGCCACCACUCCAAAUUCCCAAUCCUCACUAGAGGCACUCACAAGUAUUGUUGUCGCCAAAGAGCAGCAGGAGUACUUUGUCGUCAUUGCUGGAACUCGGUGUGGCCAUCUGAUAACCUUCCAAAUACCCAAAAACGCCAAUAGGCAGAUCUCUUGGAGAAUUGAGAGAUUAGGGAACUCGCCUGUGGAAGUGUUCCCCCAUUCAAAUACAGAUGGAGCCGGGACUGGAACUCCAUUUUUAUGCUGCGCCAACAAUGCGGUUCAGCUGGGCAAAUAUUCCCCUGAUUCGAAUCGCUUCAAAAGCAAAACAACUAUCUGGCCAACGGAUAUGAGCGACUCUUCUCUCCAAGUGCCCCCGAUUCACUCUGUCUUUGGAGUUGGCUCAUACCAAGGGAAUAGUGCCAAAUAUUCGAUGCUUGCAAUGGUCGCCGGUACGAGAAUGCUCAUCGCUGAUCUGAGUGACCACUCUGGCUCGAUCCCGAGAAGCAUACCUGUUGAUGGUACCCCUACAAGGAUACUCUACUCAGAAGUAUGGAGGUGUCUUGUAGUCGGUUACCAGGUUGAAAAUAAGCCCUCCAUAGCCUUCAUCGAUCCUGACACUGGGGAAUCGAUAUCAAAAGCGAUCGAUAAAGACAAAAACGCAUGCGAGUUCAUUACCGGGCUGGGCCAAGCUGAAGAUCGGAUAUUUGGGCUCCAGGAAUGGCUUUACAUGAAGAACGGCGAGAUGUUCCCCUUUAUUAUUGUCACAACGCAAAGUGGCGGCCUUUUAAUCGUCUCUGUCCGGGAAGAAAGGAAGAAGAAGGAAGGAAGCGGCACGAGACAACUUCAGCACUGGACCAGAUAUAGGAAGAAAGGGUUUAAAGUGCCCAUCUAUUCGGUAGUGCCUGACCAAGAAGGACUCGUCUACUGUGCUGGCCGAACACUGUACUGGGACGUCCUCGACUUGGCCGAGAAGAAGAUGAAGACGGCCAAGUCGUUUGAGCUGGACUCGCCGGCUACUUCGCUGUCGAUAUCAAAUGGGAAAAUCUGGGCGUUGACGAGCAUGCAUUCACUGCAGAUUGUGGACCAUCGGAGCGAUCCUGGAGUAUAUGAUAUGAGACUUUUGCAUACCGAUCGGGCCACACGAACAACGAGCCACAUGAUUAGCGUUGGGCCAACUACGCAAGGUGAUCUCUGGCCAGUUACACUUCUGUCUGAUGUCUCUGGUGGCAUUGCGGGUGUGUGGGUGCCAUGGGAUAAACGAAAUCAAGAGCUGGUGGUGGCAUUUGAAGGCCAGCUUGGCAACUCGGUGAGGAGAUUUAUACGAGCAAAAUGUCGCCCAACCUGGCUGAUGGAAGAGCAUGGGCGGCCGCGGUACGGCUGCAUACAGAGCAGUUCCGACGGGGCUGAGAUUUUGGGCCUUUCUCUGGAUGGAUCGAUGCGGCAUUUCACUCUUUUACAGCAAGACCUUCGGCGAUUUCUUUAUCUUGUGCAAUCGCUCUGGAGAGCCGAGAAGUCGGCUAGAUAUGCCCGCGAACAGCUCAAUACGCUCCUCCAAGCUAUAGAGCUCCCCAAGAGCCAGCAUAUCGAUGGUGACGUGCUGAUUGCCUGUCUGAAUCAACGGUUACUGGAGAGGUUGGUCCAUGAGAGCGGUACUCAAGAUCUCUUUCGCAGAUAUCUGGAUGAGCUGGAGGGUGGGUUGCACACGAGAAGCUUUGGACGAAUCGACACCGAGGACAGCAUGGAUCUGGGCCUGGGGGAUGAUCUGCAGGGGAAAUAUAUGAAACUGGGGUAUGAUAUCUUGGACUAUGUUCUCGCACCUGUUCUUUAG
Molecule: messenger RNA, 3912 nt
Organism: Clonostachys solani
Lineage: Eukaryota; Fungi; Ascomycota; Sordariomycetes; Hypocreales; Bionectriaceae
Source: the annotation of a GenBank genome assembly